AUGGCACUUCCAUCGAGAUCUGCCUACUACGAUGUCUUCGGGGACGAGAAUCAAGGCGUGAAAGCGUACAUCUUCAUCGAUCUCCAUGGCUGGCAAGAAGGAUCCAUCAUCGGUCAUGCUGAGGAUUUCCACCGAGCCUAUAACAACAUCAUGAAAAGGGUCUGGCGAUCGUUCAUGGAAGCUAAGGAUUCUAUCUGCGACGCUCAAACCUAUAUAAUCUGGCCCGAAUCCUCCCUAGCUCGGCGAUCGCAGGGUUGGUUCCCGCCCGGAGAUCAUGUGUUUGUGAAGGAGAAGAUCGAAGAACAAUUACAAGACUGGAUCGAUGUCUUCCUGCCGGCCAACGAGCCGAUUGUCCUAGCUUUCGUGACCGACUACACAAUCGUGCCUGGUACCAUAAUGUUCGACGACGAGAAUAUCUUUCGCCCAUUGGAAAAGCAUCGUACCGCGAAGAUCGUUCACAAACUUGAAUACGCUCGAACCCCCACGGAUUUGGCGGAUAGGACGGAGUUUGAACUGAUUUACAACCGCGAUCCGGUAUGCCGGCACGAGAAGAAGGUGACUAUCGAACCCAACGGCGACGAUCAGAUGUUGGAACAUCACUGCCGUGCUUCAUCUGUUGCUGAUCUCCGUUUGCUUCGCGGUCCGGUCGUGCCUAUAAGUGGAAGAGCUGCGGAAAAGGAUACAGUGGACCACAUAUCAUUCGUGCGACAGAUGUGUUUGACGAGGAACGCGCUGCAAUCGUUUGGGUGGCUCGAUCUAUUCCGGGAGGCAAGGGUGUAUUUGAACAGGCUCAAAGCCGAGCUUAUUGAACGUCGCAGAUGCUUCGAGCUUCUCGGAUACAUGAUGUCUCGACGUCAUACAACUACCUUCUCACCCAAUCGAUAUCACAAAACAUCAGACAUGAGACCGCCAUCCAUCCCUCGCUCGAGUGUGACACCGAAACCACCCAAACCAUUCUUCCGAUCUUCGCGGCGUGACAUGGAAGUCUUCGAUCGGAAAUACGGAGUGAUGGAUAUGGAAGCUCACGUCUUUCUCGAUUUGAAGGCAUGGCAUAAAAAGUUGAAGGAAGACGAUACGAAACCGCUCGAAGCUGCUCAGAAGCAUAUCAUGCAGAGAGUCUGGCGGUCAUUGGUAGCAAGCGGCGACCCGAUCUCGGCUAUACAUACGCAAAUUCUCAAACCCAACGUCCCUCGCUCGGGUGAUCGACAUGAUGCGUAUCAUCGGAACCUUGCGAGAUUCUUGCCCGGUUUGAAGCCGAUCGUUAUAGCCAUCGUAACCGACUACGAAGUACCCAAGCAUUCUUCCGGGUUUAGUCUAUUCUUCUAG
Messenger RNA from Filobasidium floriforme, 1326 nucleotides. RefSeq lists its product as uncharacterized. Bases 1 to 1326 code for a protein of 441 amino acids. The record is from RefSeq and is a predicted model, not a curated record. The transcript has 8 exons. Lineage: Eukaryota; Fungi; Basidiomycota; Tremellomycetes; Filobasidiales; Filobasidiaceae.